This is a messenger RNA of Spirometra erinaceieuropaei, 2406 nucleotides long. The record is from the annotation of a GenBank genome assembly. Lineage: Eukaryota; Metazoa; Platyhelminthes; Cestoda; Diphyllobothriidea; Diphyllobothriidae.
AUGGUCGUGGUGGUCGCUCACUUGCUUGCAGGUGAGACUGCGCCUAGCGUCCACUUGCUGACACUCAACUCUCACCUGUGGCUCCACGUAGCUGGACUCUGCUCAGCGGCCACACCCCGGGCAACCGUCUCGACCGGCGGGCUAAACCAGGUGAGGAGGCCCUGUGCGCUGUGCCGUGUGCACAGGGUUUGUGGAUUCCGCUGGAUGGAAGGUCGGAUGGAACCUUGCGUCGGCACCGUCGUGACGUGGUUCGUCUCUGCACGCCGUUGGACAGCCGGUGACGGGAUGGAUCUCCACAUCGACAUUGCCUUGACGCGCCCACCUACGCCGUCGGAGACCGCGGCUUACGGCGAAUUCGAGUCGCUCUCCACUACAACCCGAAGUCGUGGUCCCAUAUUGGAGUUCGGCCGUGCCACAACGGCACAUGGCAGCCCUAUUCAAGGGUGGCACUGCCAGCCCCCACGAGGGAAAGGGCCUAGAAAAGGUGGCCUAAACAUUGCUGGGUACCACGCCGUCUCCAGGCUAGCCAGGGCCGCAGACGUCUAAUCAUGGUCGAAACAAUCAAAAUCGAAACAACAACAAUACCAAUAACAACAACAACAACAACCAUACUCAUUCUCCUCAUCCUACCUCUUAUUCCUCUUCCUCUGCCUAUUCUUCUGCCUAUUCUUCUCCUUCGUCACCUUCUUCUCCAUCUCCUUCCCGUCGCCCCACUCGCUGUCACCAGACUGGCAGGGUGAGCCCGCUCACUCUGGCGGCCUGGAAUGCUCGUUCCCUUUUAGACAAUCCGAGGAGCAACCGACCGGAACGGAGGACGGCGCUAGUGGCACGAGAACUGGCGCGCUACAAGGUGGACAUCGCCGCACUCAGCGACACCCGAUUCUCCGAAAAAGGCCAACUGGAGGAGGUGGAUGCCGGCUACACCUUCUUCUGGAGCGGUCAACCCAGGGCAGAGCGACGGAACGCGGGUGUCGCCUUCGCCAUUCGGAACGACAUCGUAGGACGACUGCCCUGUUUGCCGCAGGGCAUCAACGAUCACCUGAUGAGCCUCUGCCUGCCUCUCUGGGGAGGCAAAUUCGCCACCAUCAUCAGCGCCUACGCUCCGACGAUGACCAACCCCGACGCCGUCAGAGACAAAUUCUACGAGGACCUGCACGCCCUCUUGGCGACUGUGUCGAAGGCGGACAAGUUGAUUAUCCUUGGUGAAUUCAACGCCCGCGUCGGCACAGACCAUACUGCCUGGAGAGGUGUGCUGGGUCCCCACGGUCUCCGCGGCUCAAAAGACAAUGGUCUGCUGCUUCUCCGCACCUGCGCAGAACACCGCCUCAUCCUGACGAACACCUUCUUCUGUCUGCCGGAGCGAGAGAAGGCCACUUGGAGGCAUCUUCGGUCGCGCCAGUGGCACCUGCUGGACCAUGUCCUCGUCCGGAGGCGAGAUCAGCGGGACGUGCUGGUGACGAAGGCGAUCGCGGGUGCUGACGGGUGGACCGACCAUCGCCUCGUCAUCUCGAAAUGCGUUUCGCCUACGGCCUCGCAGGAGACCACAAGGUAAGCGAUCCCCAGGUAAGCUGAAUGUUGCCUUGUUGUCUUUGCCCGCUCACCAUCUUCAUUUCAGCAAUGAGCUAGCUCAACGGCUAGACAACCUUCCUAUCGCUGCCGAAGCCGCCGCCGCCGAGAACGCCUCCGUGGAGAACCUGCCCUCACUGCGACCGUACCUUCACCUCACACAUCGGCCUAGUCGGUCACUUGCGAAUCCAUCGCACAGAGACUGGCGAACCAGUGCGUGAAGCACAAACAUACACCCACCACACUCGCCUCCACUCCCCACACUGCCCUCGCACCUUCAGGCAUCGCAUGGGCCUUUUCGGCCACAUGCGCAUCCACGAGAGCGGCCUUGACCGCACUCCCGACACACCCACCACAUCCAGCACAUCCACCGUGCACACCCCCACCCUCGUUCCAUCCGUCCGCGCCACCACCACCACCGCCUCCUCUACAGCUGACACUGACUCCGCCGACUUCUCAUGCCCACACUGUCCACGCACAUUCACCUCACGCAUCGGCCUGGUCGGCCACUUGCGAAUCCAUCGCACAGAGACUGGCGACCCAGUGCCUGGAGCACCCAACUUAUACCCACCAAGCUCGUCUCAACUGCCCACACUGCCCUCGCACUUUCAGGCAUCGCAUGGGCCUAUGCGGCCACAUGCGCAUCCACGACGACCUGCGGUAGACAACCGCCGGCCACACCACACAUUCACUCACUCCCUACCUCCUCCACCACUACCAUCACCCCACCGGAAAUCAACACUCACACACCUCAUGCACCCAACUGACACCUCCCACGCAAGUGGGAAGUCCGCAUCUGAACUCGGUCCCCAUGCGGCUUCGGCUGCACGGGUGACUUGA